Molecule: messenger RNA, 6846 nt
Organism: Peronospora belbahrii
Lineage: Eukaryota; Oomycota; Peronosporomycetes; Peronosporales; Peronosporaceae
Source: the annotation of a GenBank genome assembly
AUGGCCGAGGAAGUAGCUCGUUCACGACAAUAUGCUUAUCAACAGAACUCUAAUCUUGUAUUACAAGCAGAUAGUGAAUCAAGGCGUCGACUUGAUGAACCAACAGGUGAAGUUGAGUCAUUAGUUGGUAAAAUUACGUACCGAAUGGGGGAUCGAGCACAGAAAGCAACACCAGAGAGCAGUCGGAAACGUCCUAGUCAUACUAGUACGAAACAAGAGCUCGAUAUGAUACAAAAGAAGAAGAAGAAGAAACGACAUGGUGAGGUAGAAGACGUGAGGAGUCAUGGCCGAGAGGGUGUUGUCUUUACAGCUACGGGUGGUUUAGCAGCUGGGAAGAGUAAUAUACUGAAAGAGAGUCGAGCUUAUGAAUCAGCUGCAUAUCGGCCACGUAAUACGACGAGUUUAGAAGCCUAUGAGCAGAUUCUGAGUGUUGUUGCGGAUCAAAUUGGAGCACAACCUGGAGAAAUUCUGGCUGGAGCGGCUGAAGAAGUAUUGGCAAUUAUUAAGAACGAGACGUACCGAGAUGAUGAGAAAUAUGAGGAAGUACGGAAACUACUAAAGAGCAUUACGACACACACUUUUAGUCAAGUGGUAGCAGCAGGGAAAAAGAUUACGGACUUUUACACGGAAAAGGAAGAGAAGAAGAAAGAUGAAGAUGGAGAAGAGACGACGUUAGUUGAGAGUGAUGAAGAAGUGGACAAGGAAAUGGGUGUAGCUGUGGUUUUUGAUGAUGAAGACGAGGAGGAAGAAUCCGAUCUGGAUGAAGAUGAAUAUGACGACGAAGAGGACGGAGAUGUCAAGUACAAGCUUGAUGUACAUGUGAUCGAUGCAUUCUGGCUUCAGCGAGAGCUGUCGAAAUUUUACAAGGAUGCAGAGAUAAGUGCAAAACUUGCUGAAGAUGUGCUGAGUAUUUUGAAGCAAGCGGGAAAUGACCUUAGUGCUUGUGAAAACAGACUCGUACUGCUGUUGGACUAUGACAAGUUUGACUUUAUCAAACUCUUGCUUGAAAAUAGAGCAAAGGUAUUGUACUGUACAAGACUGAAACAGGCUCAGAAUGAGGAGGAACGGCAUAGUAUUGAAGAGGAGAUGGUUGGCGACGAGACGCUAGAUGACGGCGAAGGAAAUGCUAUUCUAGACCAGCUGCGCACGACAGCAUCGGCUGACUCGUGGAUGCAAGAUCGCAUCGGCGCAAUGGAGACUACGUCUCGUGCGGAGGCCAACAAACUGCGCAAAUUGCAACAGAAGCCUGACGGUCAGCGCACGCAGGCUCGCGGCGACGAGUCGGAUGAUGACGUCGAUAUGGAUGACGUGAGUAGGGAUGCCGCUGAAGAGAGAAGAGAAGCUACAUCGAAGAGAAAGCCACAACGUUACGUGGAUGUUGAGUCACUAGCAUUCCAGGAAGGUGGCCACUUGAUGAGCAACCGUGAAUGUCGCUUGCCAGAAGGUACAUGGCGUGCGCAGAAGAAGGGAUACGAAGAGGUUCACGUUCCUGCUGUUCGCACAAAGAUUGCUGUGGCUGAAGAGAAAGCGCGGAUCAAGAUCUCGACGCUGCCAAAGUGGGCACAGGGCGCGUUUAAUGGCAUGGAGUCGUUGAACCGUGUGCAGUCAAAAAUGUUUCCCGCGGCCUUUAAAACGAGUGAAAAUCUGCUGUUGUGUGCGCCGACGGGUGCGGGUAAGACGAACGUUGCAAUGCUGACAAUUUUAAACGAGGUCAUGAAGGCUCGUGAUCCCGACACUGGCAAAAUUGAUCUUGAUUCGUUUAAGAUUGUUUACGUGGCUCCAAUGAAGGCCCUGGUACAAGAAGUUGUGCUUAAUCUUUCUGCUAGAUUAUCUAGUGUCUACAACAUCCAAGUGCGUGAGCUAUCAGGAGACCAAAAUUUGUCUCGAGAGCAAUUAUUUAACACACAGAUCAUUGUCACGACACCCGAAAAAUGGGACAUCAUCACGCGAAAGUCUGGAGAUGAUCGCACGUACACUCAGCUUGUGCGUUUAGUGAUCAUUGACGAAAUCCACUUGCUUCACGACACGCGCGGUCCAGUGUUGGAGGCUCUGGUUGCCCGAACGAUUCGCAAUGUGGAAGCCACACAGCAAAUGGUUCGUCUAGUUGGUCUCUCCGCCACACUACCAAACUACGAGGAUGUCGCAGCGUUCCUUCGCGUCGAUCCUGCGCAAGGGUUGUUCUACUUCGAUUCCAGUUACCGCCCUGUGCCGCUUCAGCAGCAGUAUAUUGGCAUUAUGGAAAAGAAAGCAGUCAAACGUUUUGCGUUGAUGAAUAACAUUUGCUAUGAGAAGGUAAUGGAGCAGGCAGAACUGGACAAUCAGGUCCUUAUUUUUGUGCAUUCGCGAAAGGAGACUGCGUCGACAGCAAAGGCGCUGCGAGACUUGUUUGUCGAGAAUGAUACACUCACCCGUUUGAUAAAACCAAACUCUGCCUCUAGCGAGGUACUGUUACAGGAAGCUGAAAAGAUUGAGCGCAAUGAUGAUUUGAAGGACCUUCUUCCUUAUGGUUUUGGUAUACACCACGCUGGUAUGAAGCGACAAGACCGCACACUGGUGGAAAAUGCAUUUGCUGAUGGUCACUUGAAGGUACUGGUCAGUACUUCGACGUUGGCGUGGGGAGUCAACCUGCCGGCCCAUACGGUGAUUAUUAAAGGCACCCAGAUCUACAACGCAGAAAAGGGCGACUGGUGUGAACUAAGUCCGCUGGACAUAUUGCAAAUGCUUGGUCGUGCUGGUCGUGUGCAGUUCGACACACAAGGCGAGGGUAUCAUUAUCACUCAGCACUCACAACUGACCUAUUACUUAUCGUUAAUGAACCAGCAGCUUCCAGUGGAGUCACAACUCAUGGGGAAGUUGGCUGAUAAUUUGAAUGCUGAGAUUGUGGUGGGUAGUGUGCAGAACGUGGCACAAGCUGCGACGUGGCUAGGCUAUACGUAUUUGUUUAUCCGAAUGCUCCGUAACCCAACAUUAUAUGGCAUUUCCGUUGCUGACCGCAAGGCAGAUCCGACACUGCUACAGUACCGCACAGAUUUGGCUCACUCCGCUGCGACGCUAUUGGUGAAGCAUAACCUGAUCAAGUACGAGCGACGUUCAGGGUCGUUUCAAGUAACCGCGCUCGGUCGUGUUGCUAGCCAUUACUACAUUGCUCACGACUCGAUCAGUACGUACAACGAGUACCUGAAACCUCACAUGUCAGAUAUUGAAAUUCUGCGGCUAUUUUCUCUUUCAAAUGAGUUCAAAUAUGUGAUCGUUCGCUUAGAGGAAAAGCUGGAGCUGGUGAAGCUGUUGGAACGUGUACCUGUUCCGGUGAAGGAGUCCUUAGUAUCUUCAGCUCCUGGUAGUGUUGCGGCUGGAAGCGGCUCUGCAAAAGUGAAUGUUUUGCUGCAAGCUUACAUUUCGCGCCUGAGGUUGGAUGGGUUCGCACUUCUGGCAGACAUGGCGCAUAUUCAUCAAUCCGCAGCACGUAUUUUCCGAGCGCUUUUUGAGAUUUGUUUGACUCGAAGCUGGGCUUCGCUGGCUGAGCGGAUGCUUAGCUUUUGCAAGAUGGUCGACAAGCGCAUGUGGCUCUCACAUUCACCUCUUCGCCAGUUUGCCCCUGGACUGUCGGAGACAAUUUUGAAGAGGAUUGAAAAGAAAGACAUUACGUGGGAAAAGUACAACGACUUGGAACCUGCUGAUCUCGGCCAACUCAUUAACAACCCGCACUACGGCAAGCAGCUUUACAAAAUGAUCCAUCAGUUUCCAAAGCUUGAGCUAUCGGCUCAUGUGCAGCCGAUAACUUGCUCUAUGCUGAAGGUAGAUUUGGUCGUGACGCCCGACUUCGAGUUCACAAGGGAGGUACACGGAAACGCUGAGGGUUUUUGGGUGUUUGUAGAAGAUGUGGAUGGCGAGACGAUUCUUCACCACGAAUGGCUGCUGAUCAAGCGUCGAUUUGCCUUACAAGAGACGUAUCUUAGUUUCACGAUGCCGUUAUUCGAGCCUUUAGCGCCGCUGUACUAUAUAAAGGUCAUCUCGGACAAGUGGAUUCACUGCGAAAGCUCACUACCGGUUUCGUUCCACAAGCUUAUUUUGCCGCAGAAGAAUGCGCCUCCGACUGAAUUGCUGGAUCUUCAGCCACUCUUCGUCAGCAAUACUCUUUUGAAACUUGCGGGCGGCAAGAAGAAGACGACGGAGUCUGUUCUUAUGUCUUUAUCGGACGCUCGGCGAGUACCGAACCCAUGGCGGUUUAAGCGUUUCAACCCUAUCCAAACGCAGAUUUUGCCUCGUUUGCUGGAGUCAGACAGCAAUCUUUUCAUUGGGUCACCCCCGGGGAGUGGCAAGGGUGUUUUAGCGGAACUUGCCAUCAUGAAGACACUGUUUUCAUUAAACCAGCCUAAUCUUCAGGAUGAUGAGUUUGGUGAACACUUGAUUGUGUAUUUAACUCCAAAAGAGUCGAGUUGCCAUGAAAAGUACGAUGAUUGGAAUGCCAAGUUUGGCGAGCAGAGUUUUUGGCGACAAAAUGUGGUCGAGCUCUGCGGUGAUUCCACUGCAGAUCUACGAUUGCUUGCUAGUGCGAACAUCCUAAUUGCAACACCGACGCAGUGGGACGUGCUUUCUCGGCGCUGGAAGCAACGCAAGCGCAUGCAGAAUGUCAGCUUGUUGAUACUGGACGAGGCUCAUUUCGUGGGCGGCGGCGAAUACGGUCCCACAAUUGAAGUUGUGAUGUCGCGAAUGCGAUUUAUUGCUGCUGACAUGGAUAAGAAAAAGAAAGCAAACGGUGAGCGUGGCGGACGAAUGCGCAUCUUGGCUAUGAGUAACUCCAUAGCAAAUGCUCGCGAUGUCGGUGAGUGGCUCGGUGCUAGUGCUUCGGAAGGCAUUUUCAACUUUCACCCUAAUGUUCGCCCACAGCCUUUGGAGAUUCGAGUACAGGGCUUUGAGAUCAACGAUUUCUCGUCCCGAAUGCUAGCGAUGGCCAAGCCUAUGUACAACACUGUCGCAAAUCAAGCGGAGAAAAAGCCUGUUGUCGUGUUUGUACCGUCAGCGAAGCAGGCACAGCUGAGCGCGAUCGAUUUGGUCACGUUUUCUCUGGCCGAAAAUGACCCGCAGAAAUUUGUAGCGCAUUCAGAAAAGGAGAAAGUAGACUUGCCCGUGGAAGAUGCUGCGUUGCUACACACAAUGGAACAAGGCGUGGGAUAUUGCACAGAUCUGAUGGCAUCGCGAAAUCGCGAGUAUGUGUUGAACCGGUUUGCGACUGGCAAACUUUUGGUGUUGGUCGUCCCGCAUUCGAUGGCAUGGGAGCUGCGAAGUGCUCAGAUGAAUGCGUUCAUGGUUGUUAUAAUGGGCGUUCAGUUUUACGACGGUCGAGAACACCGAUAUGUAGACUACCAGCUGGCUGACGUAUUCCAGAUGACCAAGUUUGCGAAUCACACUGCUUCUCCUUCUGUGAAAUGUGUGCUCUUCUGUCACGCAUCCAAGAAAGCAUUUUAUGCAAAGUUCCUGUACGAUCCCCUUCCCGCGGAAUCACAACUUGAGCACUUUCUAAGCGACCACAUAAAUGCUGAGAUUGUAACGAAGACUAUUGAGAGCAAACAGGAUGCGGUAGACUAUCUGACGUGGACUUUUAUGUAUCGUCGGUUCAUGAAGAAUCCUAACUACUACAACUUACAGGGUGCUACAAACGUGCACCUGUCAGACCACUUAUCGGAACUUGUGGAAAGCACUGUAAAUGCACUGGAGGAGUCCCGCUGUAUUCAGAUUGUAGAGGAAGGGGAGGGCGAAGAAAACGAGGGUGAGGAACGUCUUGUGCCGCUUAAUCUCGGUAUGAUCGCAGCGUACUAUUACAUCAAGUAUACGACGAUUGAGCUGUUCGCAUGCAGCCUGAAGGCGGACUCGAAGAUACGCGCACUUUUGACGAUUCUGUCAUCUGCUACCGAGUUUAGUGAUCUACCGAGCCGAUAUGGCGAAGACAAAAAGCUGGAAGGACUUGCCAAACAUCUUAACUUUCCUGUGGCAGCUGGAGGGGAUUACGGACAAGCUCAUGUGAAAACAAACGUGCUGUUGCAGGUUCACUUCAGCAAGCAACACGACCGACUAAGUCCAGCAUUGCGUCAGGAUCUGGACUUUAUUUUGCGCCACGCCGUGCGUCUUCUGCACGCUAUGGUGGACGUGAUCAGUUCCAACGGAUGGCUCAAGCCCGCUCUAGCGGCCAUGGACCUCGCGCAGAUGGUUGUGCAGGCGCAAUGGAGUAGCGAUUCACCAUUACUGCAAAUUCCAUUCUUCACUAGGGAUGUACUCAAGAUACUGGGAGAAAUGGAAUUGGAAGAGGAGGUGGAAACACCUGUGGAUAUCUUGAGUAUGGAAGAUGACGCUCGCAACAAGCUUUUGCCCCUUGACACACAGAAAAUGUCAGCAGUCGCAAAGUUCUGUAACGCUUACCCGGAUGUGACAGUGCAGACGAUAAUCCAGCAAGACGGCAAGAACCUGCCGCAGAGCUCGACCGUUAGCGUUAAUGUGCAGCUCGAACGUGAAGGUGCUGAUGAAGACGAUGAAGAGGACGAGUCAAAGGAGCUAGGCCUUGUGAAUGCGUGCUACUACCCUGCGAAGAAGGGUGAGAACUGGUGGGUGGUACUGGGCGAUCCGAAGAAGAAUACGCUAAUGAGCAUCAAGCGAGUGCCUUUUGCAAGUGCACGGGUAAAUGUGGCGUUGCAGUUUACUGCUCCGGAUGAAGUUGGCACGCACGCCUUCCAAUUGUACGUGAUCUGCGAUGGCUACGCAGGCUGUGACCUUGAGAAUGAGGUCAAGAUCACAGUUGUCGAGGGCGAGGACACAGAUGAAGAAGAGGAAGAGGAAGCAGAGGACGAGGAAUAG